Molecule: messenger RNA, 1059 nt
Organism: Magnolia sinica
Lineage: Eukaryota; Viridiplantae; Streptophyta; Magnoliopsida; Magnoliales; Magnoliaceae
Product: transcription factor BEE 3-like
Exons: 6
Coding region: 117-887 (256 amino acids)
Biological process (GO): regulation of DNA-templated transcription
Cellular component (GO): nucleus
Molecular function (GO): protein dimerization activity; DNA-binding transcription factor activity
Source: RefSeq, a predicted model, not a curated record
CACAUACACCGUAUCCAAACCAUAUAAAUGCCACUCCAAACUCUCCCACUCCCACUCUCACCCCUGCAUUAUUUAAACACCAUCUGAGAUUUCCUGAACCUUUGCAAUUCAAAUCCAUGGCUGAAUUUACAGAGGAUUUUCAGAGCUUCAAACCAUCUCACCCAUUCCUUGAGAUAGAUUCCAGCAUGGAUUACAUAAACAGCUUGAUGGGUUUUCCCAAUGACUGCUUAUUUCCACAGAAACCCGAAUUCCCGACGCCGUUCGAUGAAAAUCUCUCGGGUUUUUUCACACCCGAAUGCCCGGAUUCGACACCCUUCUCUCAGUCCAUGGUUUCUGUGGGAGAUGGGGAUAAAGAAAAGAAGAAGAGGAAGACAUUGACAGUAUCAGAAAGCAGUUCUGGAAAUUCUUCUACUCUGGUUUCAGAAACUGGUGGAGGAGAUGAUAAAAUUAAGAGAAAAAAUAAUUUUGGGAGAGGAAAGAGAGGGAUAUGCAAUGAGAAGCAAGAAGACAAACCAAAGGAGGUUAUUCAUGUGAGAGCAAGAAGAGGCCAAGCUACUGAUAGCCACAGCCUAGCUGAAAGGGUGAGAAGAGAGAAAAUCAAUGAAAGAAUGAGACAUUUGCAAGACCUUGUCCCUGGAUGCUACAAGACAAUGGGAAUGGCUGUGAUGUUAGAUGAGAUAAUUAAUUACGUCCAAUCGUUGCAAAAUCAAGUCGAGUUUCUUUCCAUGAAGCUUUCAGCGGCCAGUUCUUUCCAUGACUUCAAUUUGGAUACGGGAACUAGUGAAACACAACAGGCGACAAACCCAUAUGUGGCCAAAGAAAUGGAUAGGUUGCUGAGAGAAGGAUAUGGAGGUUUCACUAGCUUCCACUCAACAUGGCCCCUUUGACUCCACUUUUGGCCCUUGCAUGCACAUGCCCUCUUCCUCACUCACUCCAAAUCAAAUCUGCUCCCCUCAGGCCUUACAUUGUAAACGUGCACACCAAACAUAUAUGUCCACACGUGUGGGACCCUAACUUACUGAUAAAUAAAGGAUUAUUGUCCUUAUUUCAAUUCAUUGA